Molecule: messenger RNA, 2326 nt
Organism: Onychomys torridus (southern grasshopper mouse)
Lineage: Eukaryota; Metazoa; Chordata; Mammalia; Rodentia; Cricetidae
Gene: Tctn2
Product: tectonic family member 2
Exons: 19
Coding region: 99-2210 (703 amino acids)
Biological process (GO): smoothened signaling pathway; protein localization to ciliary transition zone; cilium assembly
Cellular component (GO): MKS complex
Source: RefSeq, a predicted model, not a curated record
GCGUUCAGCUUGGCAACAUGGCGUCCGCCGGGCCGGAGAGACUGCAGCUUUCUCUCCUGCGGACUACUGCGGGCUUGUGAGGCUGAUCUGGCCCCGGGAUGGGCUCUCUGUCGCCGCUCGGCCUCACGUGGGGGCUCCUCCUGCUGCAGGACGUCCUAAGACCGCUGCGUGCGGACCCGGUUUUCAUCCCACCUUUCAUCCGAAUGACCAGCCCCGAGGUCAGCGCCACCCUGGUCGGAGGCGGUGAGGAUGUCACGGUGUCUCUGACUCCGCUGCAGGUCGAGAAAGGAGUCUUGCCAUUCACUGCUUGUGGUGGUCUCAGCAACGAUACAGGGGACUGGAAUGUGACCGUGAGCCCUGGUGUGAACGUGCUGGAAGUGACAGUACACUGGAAGAGGGGUCUGCACUGGUGCUCCUUGAACGGGACCGCCUCCUUUGCAGAGCCCCCAUGCGUCGUGCAGACUCUGCUGGUUUCGGCCUCCCACAAUGCCUCCUGUUUAGCACAGCUGCUCAUUCAGGUGGAGAUUUACCCCAACACGUCUGUGACCCACAGUGCAUCAGAUAACACGACUGUCAUUGCUAACCAAGUCUAUCAUCCCCUGGGUCCCUGCCCUUGUGACUUGACAGCCGAGGCCUGUGAUAUUCGCUGUUGCUGUGACCAGGACUGCCAGCCAGAGGUGAGAGAGCUGUUCCAGCAGUUCUGCUUCCCCGACGUGUUUGGGGGGGACGUCAACCCUCCCUCCCACCAUCGCUGUGCAGCUGGCACUGCUCACGAGACCCCUGACUGGUUCCCCUUCCUGUGUGUGCUGUCACCCCCUUCCACCUCACCGUUCCUUGGUCACUUCUACCACGGCGCCAUUUCCCCCAGACAUGACUCCGCCUUCGAAGCCCAUCUGCACCUCGACCUAAGAGACUUCACGGAUGCCGGUUACAAACAAGGAGACCCCAUCAUGACCACGACGGGGUAUUUUACCAUCCCUCAGGUGUCUCUAGCUGGACAGUGUCUGCAGGAUGCCCCAGUGGCUUUCCUGAGGAAUUUUGAUAUUAAAUGUACCCUCGAUCUGCAAGUGCACCAAGGACGAGAUGGGGUUGUCCCUGAGAAUGUGAAGAUCCGCACGUCGGGAGGUAGGCUGCCUUCGUGGUUAGAAUGGGGUGGUAAUAGGGAACUAGCCCUCCCUCUCCUGUCAUUUGUGGUGGGGGACGACACAAUUUUAUCUUUGGGAGAUGCCAGCAAGGAGAGAAAUGAAGAGCAUUAUGUCUUCCGAUGGCAGAAUAAUUCCAUCAGCGGACUAGACAUCACCAUCAUCAGGGCGGAAGUCAGUGCCCACCAGAAAGGAACAGUGGCCCAGAGAUUCACAGUGAAGUUUUUAAACCAUCACAGUGGUGAUGAGAAGGAAUCUUCUGGAAAUCCAGGUUACCAACUUGGCAAGCCGGUCCGAGCCCUACAUGUCAACGGGACGAAUGUCACUGCCUUACACCUCUGGCAGCCAGCUGGACGGGGCUUGUGCACAUCAGCAGCUCUGAGACCCAUUUUAUUUGGAGAGAAUGCACUCGCUGGCUGCCUUCUGGAGGUUGGGAUUAAUGAGAACUGUACGCAGCUCAGGGAGAAUGUGCUUCAGAGGCUGGAUUUGCUGAUCCAAGCAACACACGUCGCAAGGAGAGGCAACUCGGACUACAGCGAUCUGAGUGAUGGCUGGCUGGAGGUCAUACGUGUUGACGCCCCUGAUACAGGUGCCGACCUGCCCCUGAGCAGCGCAAAUGGCAUCUGCCUGGAAGUCCCUGCCCAGCUCACCAUCCGCAUCCUCGUUGCCGAAGCUGGGUCUGUGGAAGGGGUGCCUCAGCAGGAGAUCCUCGGCGUGGAGACAAGGUUCUCCACAGUGACCUGGCAGUACCAGUGUGGGCUCACCUGUGAGGACAAGGCCGAUCUCCUCCCUCUCAGCGCCUCAGUUCAGUUCAUUAAAAUCCCUGCACAGAGGCCCCGCCCUCCAACCAGAUUCCAGAUCAACUUCACCGAGUAUGACUGUACGCGGAAUGAGCUAUGCUGGCCCCAACUUCUGUACCCUCUGACCCAGUAUUACCAAGGGGAGCCCCAUGCCCAGUGUGUUGCCAAAGGCCUGAUGCUGCUGUCCCUCCUCAUGCUGGCCAUGGUCUUCAGUCACCCUUGGAUCAGAAUGUGCAAAAGCUGGUACUCAACUCCCAUCUACCAUUAAGUUCUCCCCAAGAUUCAGCAUUCACUCAGUGGCUCUCUGUAGGCCUGCGCGCCUCUCUGAAACCUGUUGGUUUGAGACAGGGUCUCACUAUGUAGCCCAGGCUUGCCUCUAAAUGU